Molecule: messenger RNA, 8459 nt
Organism: Girardinichthys multiradiatus
Lineage: Eukaryota; Metazoa; Chordata; Actinopteri; Cyprinodontiformes; Goodeidae
Product: SH3 and multiple ankyrin repeat domains protein 1-like
Exons: 27
Coding region: 347-7687 (2446 amino acids)
Cellular component (GO): postsynaptic density; postsynaptic membrane; dendritic spine
Molecular function (GO): ionotropic glutamate receptor binding; synaptic receptor adaptor activity
Source: RefSeq, a predicted model, not a curated record
UAGAAGUGUUACUACAGAGCUGCUGCUGCAGGAGGAGGAGAGGCGAGGAGCUGUUGAAAAUGAUGCCGCUCCGCUCCUCAGGGUCCAGCAGCACACUGGACAAACUGUAAUCUCUUAAACGUGCCGGUCAGUGUUGAAGGAGGAAGGUUUUUAUUGUUGCAUCUUCCUGCUCGUCUCUACUCACUCCUCAUUUCUCUGCAACUGGCAGCUGCUGGGCUCCCCCCCAUCUCUUAUUCCCACUUUCUUCUUUCCAGUGGAGGGAAUUCUCCUUUUUCACCAGGAAUUAUAAAAGACAUGUCUAUCUGGGAAUGAUGGUGUGGCCACUGGAACCGCCUUCUUUGUCGCCAUGACGAUGCCAUUCAGCCCCCUGUCCAGCGACGAGGAGCAACAAAGGAUGCUGGGAAACAGCAGACAUCUCUAUCCUGGGGCAGAAGACGAGGAGGAGGAGGAGGAAGAGGAAGAGGAGGAAAUGGAAGAGGAUGAGCGCGACGAGGAUGUCGAGGAGGAGAACGGUGAGCUGGAGGGGGAUGAGGAUGAUGAGGAGAUGGUGGAGGUCAGGCGAGGAGGCAUGCCUCGGAUUGGCAGAGGUGAGGGACACAGACAGUCCGGCAAACUGGCCGGACGACCCACUGGAGAUCGACAGAUGAGGCCAGGAAACCCGGCACACACCGCCAAUCCUUAUUCAGCCAAUCCCGGACCCACGCACCAACAAGGAUCCAAUCAGCAGCAGCAACAGAGGAGGUUGAAGGAGCGCACUGCCAACUCAGUGCCAUCUGAAGACGCCCACAUUGCCAUGAUGGUGUUUCGCAUCGGCAUCCCAGACAUAAAGCAAACGAAAUGUCUGCGGUUUAACCCCGACGCCACUGUGUGGAAGGCCAAACAGCAGGUGCUGUGCUCUCUGACCGAUUCCCUGCGAGACGUCCUAAACUACGGCCUAUUCCAGCCUGCCACAGACGGACAUGAUGCCAAGUUCUUGGAGGAGGAGAGGCCCCUCAGAGAGUACCCACAGUCCUUUGAAAAAGGGGUGCCAUAUUUGGAGUUCCGGUAUAAAACCAGGGUUUACAAACAGACCAAUCUGGAUGAGAAGCAACUGGCCAAGCUGCACACCAAGGCGAGUCUGAAGAAAUUCAUGGAUUACAUCCAAACCAGCGCUGUGGACAAGAUGGCCAAGUUCUUAGACAAGGGCCUGGAUCCGAACUAUCAGGAUCCUGACACUGGUGAGACUCCUCUGUCGCUGGCAGUGCAGUGCGAGCCAGGUGGAGGAGAGGCCAUCCGGGUCCUGGCGGACGGAGGUGCUCACAUCGACUUCCGUGCCAAAGACGGACUCACGCCGCUACACAAGGCUGUUCGAGGCCACCGCCAUACAGCCCUGCUGGUUCUGCUCUCUCUGGGUGCGUCUUCAGACUACAAGGACCGGCGGGGGCUGACACCGCUUUACCACACUGUGCUAACUGGGGGCGACACCUCCUGCUGUGAAACACUGCUCUACCACCACGCCAAACUGGGCAUCAGGGACGAGAACGGCUGGGACGAGACGCAUCAGGCCUGCCAAAAUGGGAACUCGCAGCAUCUGGAGCACCUGCUCUUCUAUGGGGCGGAUUCCUCCUCCCAGAACGCUUCUGGAAACACUGCCUUGCACAUCUGUGCUUUAUACAACAAGGAAAGCUGUGCACGAAUCCUGCUGUAUCGUGGAGCAAGCAAAGACAUGAAAAACAACAGCGGACAGACUCCGUUUCAGGUGGCCGUGAUGUCCGGCCAUUUUGAAUUGGGGGAAAUAAUUAAAAACCACCGGGAUACAGAUGUGGUUCCCUUUGUGGAGUCUCCAAAGUACGCCCCCCAGAGGAGGGAGAGCAACCGAACACUGGCGGUGCCCCAUCCUCAUCCCUUCCUUCGGGCCAACAGUGACAGCAGCAUGAACCUGCCAGACUGGAUGGCUGUGCCCAAUGCUCCGAGCACCAACAUAGUUUCUGUGCAGGGGUAUAAACAUACAGGAACACUACGAAGUUCCAGCAGUCCCAGAGGAGCGAGAACGCGAUCCCCAUCCCGAGGUAGGAUCGGAGACAAGGAGGACCGGAGCAGGCAGAGUCAGAGACGGGGGCCUCCCACUACCACCACCACCACCAUACAAACCGCAGGCCAGCGCAGACGCCUCUACAGCGCUGUCCCAGGACGAGUCUUUGUAGCAACUCGAUCACACUCUGCUCAGGGCGAGCGGGAAAUAAGCUUCAGUAAAGGAGACAGGGUCAAAGUGUUGAGUGUCGGCGAGGGUGGUUACUGGGAGGGGACGGUCAGAGGUCGCACAGGGUGGUUCCCCUCUGACUGUGUGGAGGAAGUGGUGCUUCGAAGCCAGGAUAACCGUUCAGAGAGUCGUGGAGAACGAGCCAAAAGGUUGUUUCGCCAUUACACUGUGGGAUCAUAUGACAGUUUUGAUGCUCCAAGCGACUACAUAAUCAAGGAGAAGACGGUGCUGCUGCAGAAAAAAGACAGUGAAGGAUUCGGCUUUGUGCUGAGAGGGGCCAAAGCUCAAACUCCUAUUGAAGAGUUUACUCCCACUCCAGCCUUCCCUGCCCUGCAGUAUUUGGAAUCAGUGGAUGAGGGCGGUGUGGCCUGGAGAGCCGGUCUCAGGAUGGGGGAUUUUCUCAUAGAGGUCAACGGUCAGAAUGUUGUGAAGGUUGGCCAUCGGCAGGUCGUCAAUAUGAUCCGGCAGGGCGGCAACAGCCUCAUGGUGAAGGUUGUCAUGGUAACCCGCAACCCUGACAUGGAGGAAGGCUCGAGGAAGAAGAUCCCACAGCAGAGCAAGAGGCUGAGCACUCCAGCUAUUGCUCUGCGCUCCAAAUCAAUGACUUCAGAGCUGGAGGAGAUGGUGGAGAGAGCUGCUACCCCUUGGAAAAAAAAAUCAGAGUUUGAAUCCUCACAAGUUUCAGAGAAAAAGCGGACAGUCUACCAGAUGGCUUUGAAUAAACUCGAUGAAAUUCUUGCAGCAGCUCAGCAGACAAUCAGCACCAACGAGGCGUCGGGGACACGGGGACAGGGGCCAAAGAGGGACAGGGGAAGAAGUUUCUAUGGCAAUGAGCCAAACUACGGGGAUCAGUCUGGCAUGGGGAUGAUGUCGGGACUGGGACUUGGCUACGAGCGUGGCCAGUACAGCUCGGGUCACGGCCCACAGCACGGUAUGCUGCGGCAGAAAUCUAUCGGUGUGCCUGAGGAGGAGAAGCAGCUCUUGCAUCCUCCUGCUAUGAAGUUUGCACGGAGUCUGUCAGUGCCUGGUCCAGAUGAUAUUCCUCCUCCUCCCACGACAGCUCCUCCGGAACCUCCGUUCUCCUCCGCUCCUCCACUUGGUUGGAGAACGAAGUCGUCCCAGCAGCCCUCUGUUUCUGUGUCUCAGUCAACAUCCAGCUCUACGCACUACCAGCCCUUCUCCCAGUCAGGACACCUGAGCCAGGGUGGCAGGGAGAGAGCAGGUGGUGCUACCACAGGCCACAUCACAGGCCCUGCUGGUGGAGCAACAGACCACACGACACCUUAUGUACACGCAGCUGUCCAUACAGCUCAAAGCAGGACUGCAUCGCGAAAGGUUGCCUAUAGUGGAGAGUCUGUUGGAGCUGGGAUCGGGGCCGGCACAGGGGCUAAACCAGCAGGCCUGAGAAGAGGCUACAGCACAGCCGUACCCCCGUCCAGCAUUGCUACUGUAAUGCCCCAGCAACAACAGACUACCCAGAGUCAACCCCAGCGGACAGACCGAAGUGCAGCUGGAGCAGGUGGCCCAAAAGGAGGGACCAGGAGAGGCAAAGGGCCUCUGGUAAAGCAAUCUAAGAUAGAGGAGCUGCGCCAAGGCCAGGGAAGCCUAGGUAGCAAAGACUCGGUGGAGAAAAGCUCCAUUCCCAUCCCCACCAUAAUUGUCAAGGCUCCUUCAACCAGCAGCAGUGGACGGAGCAGCCAGGGCAGCAGUGUGGAGGCUGAUGUCCCUGGGUCAGGGGAGACAGGUGAUACAAAAACACCUCACGGCCCUCCUCCGUCCACUCCUGCUCCACAGCCACCUGCUCCACCAUCCAUUCCAGCACCACCACCCCCAUCCUUGCCUUCAAUUCGAGCCCAGGAUAAUCUGGACUUUACCAGCCAGUUUGGGGCCGCCAUUGUUGGUGCGGCUCGCCGAGACAGGGAGAGAUUUCUUGAAGCCCGUCGUAAGAGUGCCUCCUUGUUCAUGUCUGCUGAGGAGGACCUGAGUCUUGGGAUGAGUGAAGCAUUAGGAGGAACAUCAAGGACUCAGGUGUCUCAGCAGCAGCUAAACACUCAGCCUGAAAGUUCGUCAACACGAUUGCGCCCUUCCAAGUCAAUUGAUGAGGGCAUGUUCUCUGCAGACACCUUUAUCCAACACACCCGGAGUAUGCCUCCAGCCUUCGGCCUACCGGAGUACGCCUCUACGGCCUUGGACUAUCAGCCCAAAUCUGUGCCUGCUGAUCUGUACACAUCAGCAGGCAGACAGCCAGCUCCCUCCAGCAACACCACUUUCAUUCAUCCUCUAACUGGGAAGGCGCUCGACCCCACAUCACCUCUGGGCCUUGCCCUGGCUGCCAGAGAGCGUGCGCUAAGGGAUGACAGCAGGUUAAGGAGGGGAACGGAGCAUCUCUUCACCCGCCAGAUGUCGAACGUGGUGUUCCCUUCGUCUGCUGUCACCACUCAGCCAGUAUCAUCCACGACGCAGUCUUCGAGCUCUUACUUGGUCACCUCCUCUUCUCUGGCAGCUACCACGCCCACAGUCGGUCGUCCACCCUCACCCAGAAUUCUCAGAGGAGUUGGGGGUACAUGGGGUGAAGAAGGUGGGGAGCGGGAGCGGGAAGGGGGAGGAGCGCGUGAGGGACUUAGAGUUCGGUUCUCUGAGGACAAAACAGUCCACACACACCACUAUCAGUCUCAGCCAUAUCAGCCGUCCUAUAAGGAGCGGGAGAGGUCGCGGGAUCGGGAGAGAGACCAUUCGAGAGAGAGGGAGAGGGACAAAGAGAGAGAAGGUUACAUGAGGAGGGCAGAGCAGGCUGCUGAGAGUUCUGCCCAGCAGCCCCGAAGACCCUCUUUUCUCAGGAUGGAAAGUCAAGCCGAUGCCUAUAUCCUGUCCCUCACACCUCCCUCUCCUCCAGCAACCCUUAAUCAACAGGCAGUGAACACUUCUGGAAGCACUGGGACAGGUUUGAUGGUUCUUCCUCCUCCUGCUCCCUCCGUUGAUGCGGACGAUGAAUUUGUCUACGCAGACCCCCUCCCACCUCCUUUAGAGUUUGCAAACAGCUUUGACAGGGGGAUAUCGGGAUACUCCCAACACAGGAUGCUUUCCAACAGCCUGAUCCAUCGGCAACAACAAGUCCGUCCGCCUCCUCCACCACCUCCUCCACCUCCUCCUCCACCUCCACCACCCCCACCACCCCCUCAAAAAGAACAUUAUAUAAGUGGCUUUCCUGCCCACACACCUCUACACUCUCCUCAAGCAGGCGACUCCACUGCAUCUAGCCUCACAUCGUAUGACAGCGAGGUGGCAAAUCUGACUCAGUCUGCUCCUUCCCCUUCCCAGACAUCACCAAAUCCACCACCCCCUUCCUCACCCUCAACCCUUCAGCUAACCAUGGGUCCUCCUCCUCCCCCUGCAGUCUCGCCUCCACCUCCUCCUGGAACCGGUUCCUACCACAGACCAUUUUCAAUGUCUCACCACCUUUACAAUAGCACUCACACAUCUGGACGAUCCUCACCAACGCCUCCCCAGCAUGCAGUCGCACCUCCCCCAGCUUACCGGGGUCACCCAACUCCCUCCUGCACUGCUGCCACUUCCGUCCCACACAGGGGCAUUGCCUCCCAUGCCACGACCGCUAGCUGUGCUUCUACAACCACCACUGCUGCCACCAAAACAAGCACCUCCACUCAGCUCCAUCAAGAGCGAACACACCACACUCAUUCAACACACUCCACCACCAUCACAGGAAGGACAAGUGAGCACCACCGUCCUCAUCUCACUGCCAAAAAAGGAGAGUCUCAGGAAACAGUUGUGGACUCUGGGAUUGAGGAGCUUGAUAGCCGCAGUAGCAGUGACCACCAUCUGGACAGCAUUUUGGGUCUAAGUGGGGCUGGUGUCCGUGGAGACAGGCUGGAUCGAGGAGAGAGAAUCGGAGCUGGAGGUACAGGGCGGAUGGGUGGGGGUACAGGGGAAACAGAACGAGGAGGAGGGGACUUUCUGGAGUCAUACAUGAGCUACCUGGACGGGCAAACCUUUGAGAUGCAGAAUGCAACGGCAGCAGCUUCCACCUACCCAAAAACCAGCAGGUUCAGAGAAGGUAGCCGCACUACUGACUCUCAUCGACAGACCAGCACCGCUCCUGCAUCCUACCACUCCCACAGGCAAAGAGAUGGGCAGGUAGAGGACGAAAUAGAGGAGGGACUGGGAGACGACGAGAGUGGUCAAGAUGGAUACGGGGUGAGGGACAUGCAGAAUUUGGGCCGUCCCACAUCACCAUACUAUGAGCGACCGCGCACUCCUGAAAUGAGGCCUCUCUGGGGUGACGGCCAGAUGAGCGGCAAUGGGGGGAGCCAGUCAGCGUUGCUUUUAGAGGGAAGGAAGAUAUACCCUCCUGCAUCUAGUAUGAAGCCAAGCAUUAUUAACGAGCUGAGCAGCAAACUGCAGCAAAGAAGUAAAGACAGCUGGAGCAGCCACAGACCACUAAGUAGACACAGAUUUUCUGAAGAUUCAGCCUCAGCUCUGAGCCCGCCCUCAGUCCGCUCCCAGUCUCCGUCUCCAAUCUCUUUAUCACAGCCAUCCUUAUCGCCGUCACCUACCCCGGCCUCCCAGUACCCAAACUGGGGACGUUCCCCAUCACCUCAGCCUCCAGCCGCUUCUCAGCCUCCACGCUCACAUUCCCCGUUGUCCCCAACAUCUUAUUCCCCUUACCCUACAUCUCCCAAGCACAGACCUGUGUACCGGACCAAAGCUCUGGAAUUCCAGUUUAUCCCCAGUCGAGAGUCCCGCAAAGCAGAAUCUCACAUUCUUCAGCGCCGACGAGCUCCGAGUCCGCUCAUCUCUCAAUCAGAGAGGCCCAAAGUGGCCCCACCCCGCCCAUCGUCACUUCCCCUUCUCCCUACUUCACCUCUGUACAGUGCCAUCUACGACCUCCGCGGUUCAAUCACCCCACCGUCACCUGGGAAUCCUCUUGGAGAUCCUUACUUCUCACCCUCUCCUCCCCUGUUCGCCCCCUCUGGGGCCCCUCCACCUCCUAACUCCACCUUAGUAGUCUCACGAUCUCUUUCUCCGACUCAUUUUCUGUCUGGGACAUCCUCUCCACCCCUGCACCCUCACCCACCACCCACCUGUCUCAGUUACCCCCACUUACCACCGCCUUCCCCCACAAAGCCUUUUGCUUCGAAGCCACUGCCCUACUGGACCAAGUACGAUGUUGCAGACUGGCUGGCGUACCUCAACCUUGGUGAGCAUAGAGAACGGUUUCUUGACAACGAGAUCGAUGGCACCCAUUUACCCUCUUUGACCAAGGAAGACUACCUGGAUCUGGGGGUGACACGGGUAGGCCAUAGAAUGAAUAUAGAGCGAGCCCUAAGGAGUGUAAUGGACAGGAUGUCCAGCAGCCCAUUUCCCAUUUCUGUUCUCUCUCCUCGGGAAGGGCAGACUGAGAGGAGGAGGGACGACGGGAGUCGGAGCUGAGGCCGCUAAGGUGGACGGGGAGGGGUUGAAGCCAGCCAGCGAGGGAGGAAGCCAUGGCUGUUGAGCGAACAGAUUUCACACAGACAGCGACUGAAAGAGGGAGUCCCAAAGAGAGGAGGAGAACAGGGUAGAAGAAGAGCUGAUGAUCCGUACCCACACCGGCUGGUGCUCCCUGAUUCACACAAAUACCCCGUACAUCCAUCCAAACACAACCAACAGCAACACAAUCCAACUAAACCUCCUCUCACCGAACAUAGUAGGGCUUCAUGGCUGCAGCCGCGAUUAUAAGGUUACAUUUAUUAAGUGGAACAUCACAAACUAGUUACACUGGAAUAAAUCGGUGUUGGGUUUCAGAGAUGAGUCCUCUAGGACGGCAGGUUGUUUUUGUUCAGGUUUAAGGCGUGAAAGGAUUCAGAGUUUGGUUUCCUGUGAGAUGUUUUAGGAACAUGUCUGCGUGUCAGAAAGGAGGAGGUUCUGUAAUGUGCACAGGAGCGAGGCUUCGUUUGUGUGUGUUUUAUUUUAUUGAGUCGUGGUAAAAAAUAACACACAGCCCGUGUUUUUAGAUGUGAGGAGAUACUGGAAGUGAUCUGGUCUUUACCAAGUUCAUAUGCACAGUCUUCUCGUCAGUUAUUGCGACAGUCCAACAUAACCUCCACCGCUGCAUGUGCUUUCUCUGUCCAAUGUCAGCAGGUCUAUCAUCACAUCAAGCUUCGUCCAUGUGUUUUAACUUCAAGUAAUCUGCCAAAUUGAAAUAAAAAUAUUAGCGUUUAUA